Trematosphaeria pertusa is the source of this 2670-nucleotide messenger RNA. RefSeq names its product glycoside hydrolase family 2 protein. The transcript has a single exon. Lineage: Eukaryota; Fungi; Ascomycota; Dothideomycetes; Pleosporales; Trematosphaeriaceae. The record is from RefSeq and is a predicted model, not a curated record. Gene Ontology annotation, molecular function: beta-mannosidase activity. Gene Ontology annotation, biological process: carbohydrate metabolic process; glycoprotein catabolic process. The coding region runs from base 1 to 2670 and encodes 889 amino acids.
AUGGCGGCCAUACCAUACAGCUCGCAAUCCCUCAACUCGAACUGGACCUUCAAGCAAGGCGACCGCUCUUCAACCUCUGAAUACCUUUCAGCCAACGAUGUUCCUACUGAAAUCCACCGAGAUCUCAUCAAAAAUGGGAAGAUCGAAGACCCCUUCAAUGACCUCAACGAGCUGUCCGUGCGCUGGGUUGCCGAUGUACCGUGGACGUAUCGCGCGACGUUUCUCGCUCCGCCAGAUCAUGGCAAGGCUGGUACGAAGACAGUCUUGAAGUUCGAAGGAUUAGACACUUUUGCUUCGGCAUACCUAAACGGGAAGCUGGUUUUGGAGUCUGACAACAUGUUUAUCGAGCACCGUGCUGAUGUUAGCGAGAGCCUCAAUCAAGGGGAGGAUAAUGUGCUGGAAAUCGUGUUUGAGUCCGCGAGACAGAGGGGCCUCGAGCUCGUGAAAAAGCACAAAGAGCAUAGGUUCAUCGUGCACCAGACGGAAAUCUCAAGAGGUCCGGUGCGAAAGGCGCAGUAUCACUGGGGCUGGGACUGGGGUCCGCUUCUGCUCACUUGCGGACCGUGGAAACCCAUCUCCAUCGAGACGUACGCCGCUUGCAUCGACCAUGUAUGGGUGGAAUAUGAGCUUAGCGACGAUCUUCAAGGGGCGAAAGGGACGGUUUACGUGAACGUGCAAGGAGGAGCAGGCGCUGUGGACCUCGAGAUCAGCAGGGAAAACGAAACUGUCAAGAGGCUGACCCUGAGUAGUGCAACUACUACCUCUGAGGGAGAUAAAGUGUCCAGCUUCGAGUUCGAACUCUCCAGUAUCGCGCUCUGGUGGCCGCGCGGCUAUGGCAGGCAGUCCCUGUACACGGUCACCGUGACUCUUCGCGCUGCAGAGAAGGAAGAGAAAGAGAAAUACGAGAGUGCUCAACCAAUCGCUCUUGACCAAACGUCCAAAACAUUCGGCUUCCGCAAAGUGGAGCUCAUCCAAGAACCCGAUGCUCACGGCACAUCCUUCUACUUUCGCAUCAAUAACGUCGACAUCUUCUGCGGAGGCUCGUGCUGGAUCCCUGCCGACUCCUUCCUCUCGCGCCUCACACCUUCCGACUAUCGCUCCUGGCUUGACCGUGCAGCAGAAGGAAACCAAACCAUGGUGCGCGUCUGGGGCGGCGGUAUCUACGAAGACUCUUCUUUCUACGCCGCCGCUGACGAGCUCGGCAUUCUCAUAUGGCAAGACUUUGCCUUCGCAUGCGCCAACUAUCCCGCUUACCCUUCGUACUUGAAGAGCGUAGAGACCGAAGCGCGGCAAAACGUGCGGCGCUUGCGAAACCACCCUAGUCUGGUCAUCUGGGCGGGCAAUAACGAAGACUACCAGAUUGUGGAGAGAUACGGGCUUGAGUAUUGCUACGAAAAGGAUAAAGACCCGCAGUCGUGGCUCAAGACAAACUUCCCCGCUCGCUACAUCUACGAGCACCUCCUCCCCAACAUCAUUUCAGAAGAAACGAAAGGCGUUCCGUAUCACCCCUCCUCACCCUUUGGCAACGGGACGUCCACAGUGCUGAAAGUUGAUCCUACGGUCGGCGACAUCCAUCAGUGGAAUGUCUGGCACGGGACUAUGCAGCCAUACCAACAUCUGCCCAGCAUGGGCGGCCGCUUCGUCUCCGAGUUUGGCAUGGAAGCUUAUCCGCAUCUCUCCACACUCGAAAAAUGCAUCACCAGGGAAGAAGAUCGGUACCCCGGCAGCAUGGCAAUGGACUUCCGCAACAAAGCCGUCGGGCACGAACGUCGCUUGAUUUCCUACGUCGCGGAGAACUUUCGCAUACGAUACGAUCUCCCAUCCUUCACGCACCUCACGCAGGUCAUGCAAGCAGAUGCACUAUCCUGGGCGUACAAAUCCUGGCGCCGAGACUGGGGCUCCCGCGGAAACAGGAAAUGUGGAGGCGUCCUGGUCUGGCAGUUCAACGACUGCUGGCCGACCAUGAGCUGGGCGGUCGUGGAUUACUACGGCGUCCCAAAACCGGCGUACUACGCGAUCAAGCGUGCCCUGGAGCCGACCGUUGUGGGCGUGCGGCGGAAGGUGAACGAGUGGACGAUGCGGCCGGCUGAUGAGCUGUGGCAGCGAGAUACUGGACAUAUUGAUAUGCGGAAGAUAUGGGAAGAUGUAGAGUUUGAUGUUUGGGCUGCGAGUAGUAGAACGGAGAGAUUGACGGGAGAGCUGGUGGUUAAGUUCAUCUCGAUUAAGAGCGGGAACGAGGUUUUGCCGGCUUUGAGGGAAAAGGUGGAGAUCGAGCCGAACGGGACGACUGAUGUUAUCAAGGCGCAUAAGGUUCAACUUCCGAGCCCGCAAGAUCCCAACAACCCCUUUUCUACCUUAGCUGCGGACCCGUUCGUCAUCUACGCCACCCUCCUCAUCUCAGACAAUCAGAUAGCUUGGGAUGUCUCAUGGCCAGAGCCAAUCAAGUAUCUACGAUUCCCAGACAGAGAGGUGGAAGUGUUGUACGCGAAUGACAAAACACAGGCGUUCGUCUCAGCUGGAAAGCCAGUUAAAGGGUUCGUGUUCGACGAGAGAGAGGGCAUCACGUUGAGUGAUAAUGGAUUCGAUCUCGUACCAGGCGAGACGAAGAAGGUUUCUGUGAAGGGCUGUGGUGCUGAUGAGCUAGGAUGGAAGUAUGUGGAGAUGGAUUGA